This is a messenger RNA of Cordyceps fumosorosea ARSEF 2679, 2772 nucleotides long. Its product is annotated as Peptidase S16, Lon. Lineage: Eukaryota; Fungi; Ascomycota; Sordariomycetes; Hypocreales; Cordycipitaceae. The record is from RefSeq and is a predicted model, not a curated record. The transcript is spliced from 3 exons. The coding region runs from base 1 to 2772 and encodes 923 amino acids. Gene Ontology annotation, biological process: protein targeting to peroxisome; protein processing; protein quality control for misfolded or incompletely synthesized proteins. Gene Ontology annotation, molecular function: ATP binding; ATP hydrolysis activity; serine-type endopeptidase activity. Gene Ontology annotation, cellular component: peroxisomal matrix.
AUGGGUAAGGCGCAAAAGAUGAGCCUACCGUUGAUACCACUUCCUCGGGACACCAUCCUGUUGCCAGGUUUGGUCCAGAGAAUCUCCGUCACCUCCAGCCGUCCCGAUGUUGCUGCGCUUCUCGCACAUGUCUACGAACGCGCAGCCUCUAAAGGCCCCGACGGUCGCAUCGACAGCGUCCCCAUCGCGUGCGUCCCCGUCAACUCGCCGUUUGUCGGUCCCAACGGCCAGCUCCUCAUCAGCAAUGGCGAGGAAGUCGAUCCCUCUGCCAUCGAAGACGUCAACCCUGGCUCGGCCAAGAAAGGCGACCUCUACCACUUUGGUGUCGCUGCCAAGAUUAUCGGCAUCGAUGGCCGAGGAGCCGGGGAAUUCGCCUUACGCGUCGAAGGAACGUCACGCAUUCGAAUUGAUGCCAUUACUCGGGAACGACCAUACUUUGAAGGCCAAGUGACAUACUUCAACGACGAUACCGAUAUUGCCGACAAGCAACUUCAAGACCUUUUUGCCUUGCUCAAGGCGCAAUCCCGCGAACUCAUCACAAUCUUACGAAUUUCUUCGAUGCUGCCACGCACCAAGGCUGGUCCCAGUCUAUCCCCCACCGUCACUAAACGCCUCGAGCUACUCAUUAUGCGAAGAGAGAUUAAAGAGGCCGGCUUGUUGGCUGAUUUCAUGGCCAACCUCGUCGAGGCCAGCCAUGAGGAGAAACUUGGGGUCUUGGCCGCGCUCGAUGUCAAAGUCAGAAUUACAAAGGUCAUUGAGCUCCUCGAACGCCAGGUUGGAGGCAUCAAGAAUAACUUCAAGAUCACGACAUUUACGUCUGUACCCGUCCAAAUCCUUGACCGUCUCGGCGAAAAUCCCGUUCGCAGGCCCAACUCUCCCCAGCAACUGCCGGGCAUGUCAUUCAUACCACCCCCAGGUGGUAAUAUGCCGGGCGGUAAUGACAACGAGGACCAAGAAGCCAGCGAGAUUGAUGAACUCAAGAAGAAGCUCCAAAGUGCCCAACUUCCAGCAGAAGUUGCUAAGGCAGUGGACAGAGAGCUCCGCCGCUUGCAGAAGAUGAUGCCCAUGAAUCAAGAGUAUCAGGUCACGCGCAACUGGCUCGAGACCCUGUCGGAGAUUCCCUGGGCCGCUGUCACGGAUGACAGACUCGGCCCCGACACAUUAACGCGUGCGCGAAAACAGCUCGACGAUGAUCACUAUGGGCUUGAAAAAGUUAAGAAGCGACUCAUCGAAUAUCUUGCGGUUCUUCGCCUCAAGCAAUCCAUCAACGACGAAGUCGAACAGAAGAUCCGCUCAGAACAAGCCCUGGUUCACCAAAACGACUUGAACUCCGAGCAAGAUCACCAGCACUCUGAUGCUGAGGCUGCCCAACUCCAGGCCAUCAAGGCACAGAAGAUGACGGACAAGUCUCCUAUCAUGCUGCUUAUUGGACCCCCCGGCGUCGGAAAAACCAGCCUGGCUAAAUCAGUUGCGACUGCCCUUGGCCGCAAGUUCCACCGCAUUUCUCUCGGCGGCGUCCGCGACGAGGCUGAGAUUCGUGGCCACAGACGUACCUAUGUCGCCGCUAUGCCCGGCCUCAUUGUCCAAGGCCUGCGCAAAGUUGGAGUUGCCAAUCCCGUGUUUCUUCUCGAUGAAAUCGACAAGAUUGGCAUGGCUAGUGUCCAUGGUGAUCCCUCAGCUGCCAUGCUCGAGGUUCUCGAUCCUGAGCAGAACAAUACCUUCCAGGAUCAUUACGUCGGAAUGCCCAUUGAUCUUUCCAAGAUCCUCUUUAUUGCGACUGCGAACAAUUUGGAUACUAUUCCUGCGCCUCUACUUGACCGCAUGGAAAUGAUUUAUCUGCCAGGCUACACAACCUUGGAGAAACGACACAUUGCGAUGCAACAUCUUGUUCCGAAGCAGAUACGGGCCAACGGCCUCUCGCAGGAUCAGGUAAUAUUUAAUGAGGAUGUUGUGUCCAAGGUUAUUGAAUCAUAUACCCGUGAAGCGGGAGUUCGCAACCUUGAGCGCGAACUUGGUUCAGUUUGUCGGUCAAAGGCUGUGCAGUAUGCGGAGGCUAAAGACGCUGGUCGACUUGAACACUAUAAGCGUGAGCUAUCGGUCGAAGAUUUGGAAGAUAUUCUGGGCAUUGAGAAGUACGAAGAAGAGAUUGCAGAGAAAACCAGCAGGCCUGGUAUUGUCACUGGCUUGGUUGCAUACAGCACUGGCGGCAACGGUAGCAUUCUCUUCAUUGAGAUUGCCGACAUGCCGGGCAGAGGAACUGUUCAACUGACUGGCAAGCUGGGCACUGUUCUGAAGGAGAGCGUUGAGGUGGCCCUCACCUGGGUCAAGGCUCAUGCCUUUGAGCUUGGCCUGACUCACGAGCCCUCUGCUGAUAUCAUGAAGAACCGCAGCAUUCACGUCCAUUGUCCCGCGGGCGCCAUUCCGAAAGACGGGCCUAGCAGCGGCAUUGGACAGGCUAUCGCGCUCAUUUCUUUGUUCUCCGGCAAGCCGGUACCUCCUACAAUGGCCAUGACGGGCGAGAUUUCGCUUCGCGGUCGCGUGACGGCUGUGGGUGGUAUCAAGGAGAAGCUCAUUGGUGCACUACGUGCCGGCGUUAAGACGGUCAUUCUCCCUGCGCAGAACAAGAAGGAAGCGAAGGAUCUUCCACAGGAAGUCAAAGAUGGCCUGGAAAUCAUCCACGUCAACCACGUCUGGGAGGCAAUUCGGGUCGUCUGGCCAUACUCGCACUGGGCCGGAGAUAACCACUUUGCUGGUAUCGAAAGCCGUCUGUGA